AUGUACGGCCAAUCCGUACACUGGCGCUCGACGCUCAACCACGAUGCAGAGGGGGACAAAGACAACCGAGACGAAGGCAGGGCGCCCCGACAAGACAAUGGGCACCACCAGGAUGAAGACGAGCAGCAGGAGGAAGUCGAAUUUGCCAGUCGAAUUGAAGAGUGGAGGAAACAACGAGCUCAACGCCAGCACCGAGAUCAUCAGCACAAUGGACAGCGUUAUCGGAGACAUAGGGAGAAAUCGCGCCAAGCCUCAUCGUCACCACAGCCGGCCGAUUCACCAUCACCCGAACCGUUACCUGGGAACGCAUCACCCCCAGGACGAUCAACCGUCGACAGGUUGGCCCGCGAGCUGAGCAAGCAAAACUUGCAACACAGCAACCGUGUAAAUGCACAGUCGUCACUGCCAAUGGCCCCUUCGCCAUUGCAAUCGAUGCCUCCUGUCGUGCCUGAGACGCCAUCCAUCGCCGCAGAAACGUUUACAACGCCUUUUCCUGCACAUGUGGAGGUGGAUCAACAAUAUCAACAACCCACAUCGUCUCAGCCACCUACUAUUUUACCAGAGACAGCUGAGAAGCCCGAGGAUAAACGACUCGACUUUAAGGAGCUCCGUCGACAUGCCAGCGCGCGUGCACUGCAGGCUCGCCUACAGGCCAUGAUUGACAACGAAACGCAGUGCAAUGUACGCAGCGAGCCUAUGCCACCACCGCCGCCGCCGCCUGCAGCGACCAUCCCAAGACCGUGGUUGGCACCUCCUGUGGGUGAACCCGUCGUUAUCGAAGUUGACCCAGACUGUGCCAUGCCAAAUUGGGACAGCAGCUUGGAGGUGGACGAAAACGACACCGGUGAUAUUGCGCUUGACGGUUUGGUGUCAUCUGCACGCCACGCACAUGCUCCCAGCGGUGUUAGAAAGCAAUCGAUUGGGGGUGUCGCUCUCCGGUACCGGUUGUCCGUCGACGCGGCGCUUCGCUGCCAAAACGUGGUCAGAAACCGCCCCAGAAUGCGAAAGAGAGACAAGUCGCGCCACGGAAGCACCGUCUCCUCUGCCAUGACGUCGGCCAUCUCUUCACCUGUUGUUGGGCCCACCAUACCCUCAUCCUCGUCCAUGCCGCCACCACCACCACCCUACACUCAACCCUAG
This is a messenger RNA of Podospora anserina S mat+, 1140 nucleotides long. RefSeq lists its product as uncharacterized. The record is from RefSeq and is a predicted model, not a curated record. NCBI's taxonomy places the organism in Eukaryota, Fungi, Ascomycota, Sordariomycetes, Sordariales, Podosporaceae. The coding region runs from base 1 to 1140 and encodes 379 amino acids. The transcript has a single exon.